This is a messenger RNA of Tauraco erythrolophus (red-crested turaco), 872 nucleotides long. NCBI's taxonomy places the organism in Eukaryota, Metazoa, Chordata, Aves, Musophagiformes, Musophagidae. The record is from RefSeq and is a predicted model, not a curated record.
UGCACCCCCUCCCGCAGCCAGCUGCUCAGCGGCCGCUACCAGAUCCACACAGGUUUGCAACACCAGAUAAUUUGGCCCUGCCAGCCCAGCUGUUUGCCACUGGAUGAAAAACUCCUCCCAGAGCUGCUUCAAGAGGCAGGAUACGUUACUCACAUGGUGGGGAAGUGGCAUUUAGGGAUGUACAGAAAAGAAUGCCUUCCAACCCGCAGAGGAUUUGAUACUUACUUUGGCUAUCUUCUGGGGAGUGAGGAUUAUUAUUCUCAUGACCGUUGUGUCCUGAUCAAAGCAAAGAAUGUAACGCGCUGCGCUCUGGACUUCCGAGAUGGAGAAGAAGUUGCAACUGGGUUUAAAAACAUGUACUCUACUAAUUUAUUCACAGAAAGAGCUAUAGAUCUUAUAGCAAAUCAUAAAUCUGAGAAGCCCCUCUUUCUCUACCUUGCUUUUCAGUCUGUCCAUGAACCUCUCGAGGUCCCUGAAGAAUACUUGAAGGCGUAUUCCUCCAUUAAAGAUGUGAAGAGGCGUCAUUAUGCAGGGAUGGUGACUCUUAUGGAUGAAGCUGUAGGAAAUCUUACUGAUGCUCUGAAAAGAUACGGUCUUUGGGACAACACAGUUCUUGUUUUCUCUACUGAUAAUGGAGGACAGACUUUGGCAGGGGGGAAUAACUGGCCGCUGAGAGGAAGAAAAUGGACCCUCUGGGAAGGAGGAGUGAGAGGAGUAGGCUUUGUUGCAAGUCCUUUACUGAAACAAAAAGGGGUAGAAAGUCAUGAACUCAUCCAUAUCUCUGACUGGCUGCCAACACUGGUGCACCUUGCUGGAGGACAUACCAAUGGCACUAAGCCUUUGGAUGGCUUUGAUGUUUGGAAAGCGAUCAG